GUUUAAAGAUGGAAAAGUAAUUCACCCUAGUAACCAUGUGGAGAUGGUUGAGAAACCAGAUGGCACAGUUCAACUACUGUUAGAUAAAGUCACACUAGAAGAUGCUGGAAAGUAUUGUGUUGUGGCCAGAAAUGACAAAGGAGAGAUAACAAAUGAAGCUGAUGUGACAACUGUUCCACCUAGUAGGAAAAUUGAGAAACCAGUAGCUAAGAAACCAGAAUUUGAACACCGGUUAAGACCAGCACUGCUAACUGAAGAAGAACCUGGAAAAUUAGAAGCUAUUAUCAGUGGAGCACCUAAAGUUAAAGUUCAAUGGUUGAAAGAUGGAAAAACUAUAACUCCUAAUGAUCAUUUUACACCAAUUGAAAAACCAGAUGGAACUGUGGCUCUUCUCAUUGAUAAGGUUACCCCAGAGGAUGCUGGAAGGUUUGGUGUGGUUGUCACCAGUGAUGAAGGUGAAAUAAAAAGUGAAGCUAAUGUUACAACUGUUCCAAAAAUCAUGGAAGAACCAAUCGGUAAGAGACCAGAAUUUGUAAGAACUCUGUCACCAGUUGAAUUAGAAGAAGGAAAUUCCUUGAAGUUGGAAGCAAAAGUAAUAGGAGAUCCAGCACCAACCAUUACAUGGUUUAAGGACAACCAAGAAGUUUUGUCAAGUGAACGUAUAAUAAUGCUAGAAGAACCAGAUGGUACAGUUAGCCUCUUGAUUGAGAAUAUGACUCCAGAAGAUGCUGGAAAGUAUGCCGUUGUAGCAUCUAAUCCUGUUGGAAAAUCUCGAAGUUUUGCAUUUGUUGAUGUUACAGCCCUGCCAAAAAAAGAACCAGAGUUUUUAGAUGGGUUAAAACCAGUGAAUCUCCCAGAAGGUCAGUCUGGACGUUUGGAAGUUCUUAUUAAAUCGGAUACCAAACCAGAAAUCAAAUGGCUUAAAAAUGGCCAAGAAAUAAAACCAGAUGAUCAAAUCCAUAUUGAGCACAAGCCAGAUGGAACACAGGCCCUUGUUCUUGAUAAAGUGAAGCCAGAAGAUACAGGCAUCUAUUCUAUUCUAGCAGCUAAUCACCAUGGUGAAUCAAGAAGUAGUGCACCUCUCACUGUUAACCAACAACCAUUCUUCAAAAAAACACUCCAGGAUGUUGAAGCUGUUGAAGAUUUCCCAGCAAAACUAGAGGUUCAGGUUUUUGGUGUCCCUCAACCUGAAGUUAAGUGGUUUAAAGAUGGCAGAGAACUAAAUCCUGACAAAGAUAAUGUCAAAAUGUCACAAUUGUCUGAUGGUGUUAUGUCUCUCAUCAUUUCUUCCUGUCACCCUGAAGACAGUGGAAAAUAUUCCUGCAUUGCCAAAAAUCCCCUUGGUGAAAGUAGUUCUGAUGGAAGCUUAACUGUAAAAGGAAAAGAGAAAAUAGAAGAACCUCAAACUGCACCAGUCUUUUUAACUUCAUUCAGAGAUGUGUCUGUGAAAGAGGGAGAAAUUAUAAGCUUUGAAGCAGAAGUGGGUGGAAAUCCACUACCUGAGGUUAAAUGGUAUCUUAACGAUCUACCUGUUACAGAAUCAGACAACAUCAGUAAAAUGUUUGAUGGCAAAAAGGCUAUGCUUGAAAUUAGGAGGUGUAAACCACAGCAUAGUGGGGUUUAUGAAUGCCAAUUGACAAAUUCAUUAGGUGAGGCAAGACUUAAAGGGAAAGCAGACAUUGCUGCACACAUACCUCCAAGAUUUAUCCAACGAUUGUAUAACACAAAU
This is a messenger RNA of Limulus polyphemus (Atlantic horseshoe crab), 1729 nucleotides long. Its product is annotated as obscurin-like. Lineage: Eukaryota; Metazoa; Arthropoda; Merostomata; Xiphosura; Limulidae. Gene Ontology annotation, biological process: homophilic cell-cell adhesion; synapse organization. The record is from RefSeq and is a predicted model, not a curated record. Gene Ontology annotation, molecular function: axon guidance receptor activity. The transcript has 11 exons. Gene Ontology annotation, cellular component: neuronal cell body; plasma membrane; axon. The annotation marks the transcript as partial.